AAACACACUAACUAACCAACCUCCGGGAGGCAGGGCUUAACGCUGCGUCCAAGAUGGCGGUUAUCUCCAUUGAAAGGAUGGGGCUGCUGUCUGUGGUCUGCGUGUCUCUGCUUUUUAGCAGCGCCUUUGCUGUGGACCGGGGAAACUUUAAAACCUGUGAUCAGAGUGCCUUCUGCAAACGUCAGCGGUCGCUCAAACCGGGCCAGUCUCCAUACCGGGCCCUUUUGGACACUUUGGAGCUCAGUGACUCCAGAAUGACUCUUCAGCUCAUCAAUGAAAACAACAAGGUGCAUUUGCUGUUGGAGCUCUACAGACUGCAGGGCAACAUGACACGGGUGAAAAUAAAUGAGCUGAAACCUCUGAAGCCUCGCUUUGAGGUGCCAGACGUGCUCAUAGCAGAGCCUCCUACAGAGCCUCUCUCACUGUUGUCUAAGGAUGACAACGGUGUCGUGCUGUCUCUGGGAGCAGAUAGCCAGAGGUUGAUAGUCAGUGCAAGGCCCUUCAGGCUGGACAUUAUGGAGGGGCCAGAAGUGCUGUUGUCACUCAACUCUCGUGGCCUGCUGGCCUUUGAGCACCUGCGGCUGCGCAAGGACACGCAAACACAACCUGAUGGUGCAGAAGUUAAAGACAACGUGGAUGAAGCUCAACAGCAAGAGGAUGGAGACAAGGCGGAGGAGGGAGAGAGUGAUAAAGAGGAGGACGGUCUGUGGGAGGAAACAUUUAAAUCCCAUACAGAUACUAAACCAAACGGCCCCACAUCCAUAAGUUUAGACUUCUCCUUGCCUGGUGUAGAACAUGUGUAUGGAAUUCCCGAACAUGCUGACAACCUAAAACUCAAAACUACAGAUGGAGGAGACCCAUAUAGGCUGUAUAACCUAGAUGUGUUUCAGUAUGAGCUCUAUAACCCUAUGGCUUUAUAUGGAUCAGUGCCUGUCAUGCUGGCCCAUAACACACAGAGAACUUUGGGCAUUUUCUGGCUUAAUGCAGCUGAGACCUGGGUAGACAUUAGCUCCAAUACAGCCGGAAAGACGGUUUUUGGUAAGAUGCUAGACUUUGUCCAAGGCUCCAGCGAGACGCCACAGACUGACCUUCGCUGGAUCUCUGAGAGUGGCAUUAUCGACGUCUUCAUCAUGCUUGGACCAAAACCUGCAGAUGUCUUCUCACAAUAUGCCUCUCUCACAGGCACCCAGUCGUUCCCUCCCCUCGCCAGUCUGGCCUAUCAUCAAUGCCGCUGGAAUUAUAAUGACCAGGAGGAUGUGCAGUCAGUGGACCAGGGUUUUGACAAACAUGACAUCCCUUAUGACUUCAUAUGGCUUGACAUUGAGCAUACCGAUGGCAAGCGUUACUUUACCUGGGACCCCCACAAGUUCUCUGAGCCUAAAGACAUGCUGCAGGGUCUCUUGUCCAAAAAACGGAAGAUGGUGACUAUAGUAGAUCCUCACAUCAAAGUUGAUAGUGGCUACAAGAUCCACAAUGAGAUUACUUCUAAAGACUUUUAUACUAAAAGCAAAGAUGGUGGGAAUUACGAAGGCUGGUGCUGGCCAGGAAACUCUGGUUACCCAGAUUUUACAAAGCCUGAGAUGCGAGCCUGGUGGGCCAGCAUGUUUUCCUAUGAUCAGUAUGAGGGCUCAAUGGAGAACCUCUAUACUUGGAAUGACAUGAAUGAGCCUUCAGUGUUCAAUGGCCCAGAGGUCACCAUGCACAAAGAUGCUCUCCAUGGAUCUUGGGAACACCGAGACGUACACAAUUUGUAUGGAUUAUAUGUGCAAAUGGCGACUGCCGAGGGUCAGACUCAGCGAUCUGGUGGAGUCGAGAGGCCAUUUGUGCUGACUAGAGCUUUCUUCGCUGGCUCUCAGAGAUAUGGAGCUGUCUGGACUGGUGAUAAUGCGGCUGAGUGGGACCAUCUCAAGAUUUCUAUUCCCAUGUGUCUUAGUCUUGGACUUGUUGGCAUCUCUUUUAGUGGAGCUGACGUUGGUGGCUUUUUUAAGAAUCCCAGCACUGAACUGCUGGUUCGCUGGUACCAGACAGGUGCGUAUCAGCCGUUCUUCCGCGCUCAUGCCCAUCUAGACACGCCACGAAGGGAACCUUGGCUCUUUGGCCCAGAAAACAUGGCUCUUAUCCGGGAGGCAGUCCGCCAACGAUAUGCCCUGCUACCAUACUGGUACCAGCUCUUCUACCAUGCGCACAAAACUGGAAUGCCAGUUAUGAGACCUCUGUGGGUUGAUUAUCCCAAGGACACGGCUACAUUCACAAUUGAUGAUGAGUUCCUUCUUGGGAGAGAUUUGUUGGUUCACCCAGUCACAGAGGAGGGGGCUCGUGGAGUCACAGCCUACCUGCCUGGAGCUGGAGAAGUUUGGUAUGAUGUACACACUUUCCAGAAGCACAAUGGCGCACAAAAUCUCUACAUUCCAGUUACCCUUGGCUCUAUUCCAGUGUUCCAGCGUGGUGGGUCUAUCAUCCCUAGGAAGAACAGAGUUCGAAGAUCAUCUGCAUGUAUGGAAAAUGACCCGUACACCUUGUAUGUGGCACUUAGUCCUCAGAAAUAUGCUGAAGGAGAGCUCUACAUUGAUGAUGGCCAUACUUUUAACUACAAUGAAAAGAAAGAAUUGAUUCAUCGGAGACUCACUUUUGCCAACAAGGCUCUCACAUCUAGCAACCUGUGCCCAGACUGUAACUUCUCAACUCUUUCAUGGAUUGAGAAAGUUCUCAUUCUGGGGUCCAGCAAGCCCAGCAAGGUUCUUCUUAAAAUGAAUGGCAAAGAAACCCCCGUGGAGUUUGAGUUUGACACCUCUAUGUCGGUGUUAACCCUUCGUAAACCUGGCAUGAAUGCUGGGGCCGACUGGACCAUUCUGCUGCAGUAGCUUGGAGGAUCUUCACCACAGCUGGGGACCAGAUGAGAUAGAAAAACACCCAAAAGGAGAAUUGUAUCAUUCAUAAACACUCAAACAAAUUGAGCACACACACAGAAACAUGACAAUUCAGAAGCAAACAAGUGGUGUUUUGUUAAAAAAAAAAAACUGGCAGGGUCAGACAGUAAAUGUCAUUUCCAUUUUAAAUGUCGUAAAAUCACCAGACAAAUGCUUUGUUUAUCAUUUUAUCCAGUGAAAGUAGAGUUAAAUAAACUGAACCAUCAUACAAGGUGUAAAUCUGAGAUUAGAUGAGAUUUAAAUGCUUACAGUGCACACUGAUAAUCAUUAUUCAAGAUAAUCGGUCCUGAACAGAUCCUUCAUUUUCAACCACAAGAUAAGGGCACCAGUUUCCCAAAUCUUUAUGCACUUAUGCAUUUUAAUUGAUUGAAAUGGAUCUCACUGGAGAGUGUUUAGGAGCUGUAGAUUCUCAUGGAUUAGCAAAAGUGAAGGAUAUUUGGGCUAGGAUUUUUUUUUUCAGGGUAAUACACCACUGGAUUUGUGGAAUAGUUUUUCCAUGUUUAGAUUUUUUUGUUUCUUAGUGCACUUAUUUUGGGUUUGGGGGGAAACAGUGUAGUGUUUUGUUUUGAGCCAGCCAAACAGAAUGUUACGGUCAAGCACUUAUAAUUAUUCCAGACUAAUAUGCUGUGAUGGCAAUGAUGAUGUGUGAAGUUAAUCAUUGUUAUCCGCUGUAAAAUUUUGAACAUCUUGUCCAAAUGAUUGAAGGUAAUAUGUUUUCAAAUUUUUCCAUCUCUGAGGGCAGCAUUCCCGCUCAACCAUUUCAUGUGACUUGUGUUACUGAUUUUUCCAUUUAUAGUUUAAUUUUUUAAUUGAGACCCUGGAAGCUCUGAAAAUUAGAGACUAAAUACAAAGUCUAUUGGAGUUUUGAUAAAUGGGUGUUAAAAUGAGAUGGUAAUAAAGAUUAACUGUACAUUCCC
Messenger RNA from Paramisgurnus dabryanus, 3844 nucleotides. RefSeq names its product glucosidase II alpha subunit b (gene ganabb). Lineage: Eukaryota; Metazoa; Chordata; Actinopteri; Cypriniformes; Cobitidae. Gene Ontology annotation, biological process: N-glycan processing; carbohydrate metabolic process. Gene Ontology annotation, cellular component: glucosidase II complex. Gene Ontology annotation, molecular function: carbohydrate binding; glucan 1,3-alpha-glucosidase activity. The record is from RefSeq and is a predicted model, not a curated record.